Messenger RNA from Neurospora tetrasperma FGSC 2508, 441 nucleotides. RefSeq lists its product as uncharacterized. Bases 1 to 441 code for a protein of 146 amino acids. Lineage: Eukaryota; Fungi; Ascomycota; Sordariomycetes; Sordariales; Sordariaceae. The record is from RefSeq and is a predicted model, not a curated record. The transcript is spliced from 4 exons.
AUGGACUUAGAGGGAAGGUAUGAACUCACAAACGACGUCUUCAUCACUAUAACCGCUGAGCAAAGGGGUCUGAUCUUGCGUUUCUACGGUACCGGAUACGGGUACUUACUCCGCGAACUGCGCGAAGACGUGCCUUUGAGGCCAAUCAGUCCUCCAAAUCGAGAGCCUUCCCCGAGAUGGUUACGGGUGAUUGUCAAGGAUGUCGAAGCCGUCGAACGGACAUCACACCACUCCACGCACAUUCGUUCUCCUCUUCCGACUUUUGGACCCGAAUUCGAACAACAACAACAACAACAACAACAACAACAACAACAACAACAACAACAACAACAACAACAACAACAACAACAACAACAACAAAGCUCAUCAACCCCACUCCAUCCUUCCCUUUACAAGUCCUUAUCAUCCCAUUGCAUAUCUGAAAGACUCAUACGACGGUAA